GACGUGUUCGGGCGUCUCCGCCAUUUUGUGAGUCUAUAUCUCGGAGCCGUUGGGUCGGUUCCUGCUAUUCCGGCGCCUCCACUCCGUCCCCUGCGGGUCUCCUGUGUGUGCAAUGGACGGCAUCGUCCCAGAUAUAGCAGUUGGUACAAAGCGGGGAUCUGACGAGCUCUUCUCUACCUGCGUCACCAACGGGCCCUUUAUCAUGAGCAGCAGCUCGGCCUCUGCAGCCAACGGGAACGACAGCAAGAAGUUCAAAGUAGACAGCAGGAGUGCCGGUGCGCCGUCCCGUGUGGUCCACAUCCGCAAGCUGCCCAGUGACGUCACCGAGGGGGAGGUCAUUUCCUUGGGGUUGCCCUUUGGGAAGGUCACCAACCUGCUGAUGCUGAAAGGGAAGAACCAGGCCUUCAUCGAGAUGAACACAGAGGAGGCGGCCAACACCAUGGUCAACUACUACACCUCAGUGGCGGCCGUGCUGCGAGGCCAGCCCAUCUACAUCCAGUUCUCCAACCACAAGGAGCUCAAGACCGACAGCUCGCCCAACCAGGCGCGUGCCCAGGCAGCCCUGCAGGCUGUGAACUCGGUUCAGUCGGGAAGCCUGGCCCUGGCCGCCUCUGCUGCUGCCGUGGACGCUGGGAUGGCGAUGGCUGGCCAGAGCCCUGUGUUGCGGAUCAUUGUGGAGAACCUCUUCUACCCCGUGACGCUGGACGUGCUCCACCAGAUUUUCUCCAAGUUCGGCACAGUCCUGAAGAUCAUCACCUUCACCAAGAAUAACCAGUUCCAGGCGCUCCUGCAGUAUGCAGAGCCUGUGAGCGCCCAGCAUGCCAAGCUAUCUCUGGACGGACAGAACAUCUACAACGCCUGCUGCACGCUGCGCAUCGACUUCUCCAAGCUCACCAGCCUCAAUGUCAAGUACAACAACGAUAAGAGCCGUGACUACACACGCCCAGAUCUGCCCUCAGGGGAUAGCCAGCCGUCCCUGGACCAGACCAUGGCCGCGGCCUUUGGUGCACCUGGUAUAAUCUCAGCCUCUCCGUAUGCAGGAGCUGGUUUUCCUCCCACCUUUGCCAUUCCUCAAGCUGCAGGUCUCUCUGUUCCCAAUGUCCACGGCGCCCUGGCCCCUCUGGCCAUUCCCUCGGCAGCGGCAGCGGCGGCUGCAGCAGGCCGGAUCACCAUCCCCGGCCUGGCUGGGGCAGGGAACUCUGUCCUCCUGGUCAGCAACCUCAACCCAGAGAGAGUCACACCCCAAAGCCUCUUUAUUCUUUUCGGUGUGUACGGGGACGUGCAGCGUGUGAAGGUCCUGUUCAACAAGAAGGAGAACGCUCUGGUGCAGAUGGCUGACGGAAGCCAGGCCCAGCUGGCUAUGAGCCACCUCAAUGGGCACAAGCUGCACGGGAAGCCCGUGCGCAUCACGCUGUCCAAGCACCAGAACGUGCAGCUGCCCCGUGAGGGCCAGGAGGACCAGGGCCUCACCAAGGACUACAGCAACUCGCCCCUGCAUCGCUUCAAGAAACCUGGCUCCAAGAAUUUCCAGAACAUCUUCCCACCUUCGGCCACCCUGCAUCUCUCCAACAUCCCGCCUUCGAUAUCCGAAGAUGACCUCAAGAUUCUCUUCUCGAGUAAUGGAGGGAUGGUCAAAGGAUUCAAGUUCUUCCAGAAGGACCGCAAGAUGGCACUGAUACAGAUGGGCUCGGUGGAGGAGGCCAUCCAGGCCCUCAUUGAGCUGCACAACCACGACCUCGGGGAGAACCACCACCUGCGGGUCUCCUUCUCCAAGUCCACCAUCUAGGGCCCGCACCCGCGGCAGCCUCCAUCAUUCCAGAGAAAAAGCCACUUUAAAACGCAGCUGAAGUGACCUUACGACCAGAGAUUUUAUUUUUUUAAAGAGAAUCAGUUUACCUGUUUUUAAAAAAAUUAAAUCUAAUCCACCUUCUAACCUUGCGGUGCCUGUCGCGAGUGGAGGGUCCCACGGCCGCGGCACCCGCCCUCAGGUCUCACAGCGAUGCCUUCUUGAGCCUGACCUGCUGCCACUGCGGCCUUGGGGCCCGGCCAGGGCGGGUUCCAGCCACGAGUUGGCCUCCUCGUGCCUUAAAACCCUGCGGGGGGGGGCUUCCUGGCUGGUGUUGGGGGGGUGCAGGGGGGACGCAGGCUCCACGUCAAUCAUGUGCUGACGCCUGGGAGUCUGCAAGCGCCCCGCCAGCCCACCCACCCAAUUAAUCAAAUGAAGUGAUUUCCCCUGCCGCAGACCCCCAUCAGCAAGGUGCCCCUCCGCGGCUGAGACCCGGAGGCCGCGCGGCCGGCGCCUGCGCCCCUCUUGUAUGAUACUUGCAGACAGCUGUGCCUAGCAAUACUUCCGGUUGACCAAAUAUUCUACUCUUCAUUUAUAUGCAAAAGAAAUAGUUUUAAGUAACUUUUUAUAGCAAGAUAAAGUGUAUCUAAGCUUCCUCUUCGUGGUAUUAUCUUGUAUCCUGUCCUUUCUUUGUAACUGAGGGGCGUCACAGGCAGGUAGCCCGUUCCCCAGGAGCAGACUGGGCGGGGACUGUCCACCCGGCCAGGGUCUUUGCGGCCUUAUUCCACACCUGACUCGUAAUUUGCCUAGAGGUACAAGCGCGCUUACACUUCUUCAGGGUUUUUUUUUUUUUUUUUUUUCCUGUAAAUCGUGGACCAAAGUUGUUCGUGUUUUCUGUUGGCCUCUAGUGCUGGGACCCGGAGGGUGGGGCGGAGGCCUUCGUCUUAACUGCUGCGCUGGCUCCACCUGUCCUUGUGCUCCGGCAGCAGCAGCGACCCCACCUCUGCCAUGGGGGUCUCCCUGGACCCCAGUGUUCGCAUGUACGGAGUGUGACAAGGGUGUAAAUAUUUUUGACUUUUUAUACCUGUAAGACAUGAGGGGCAACCAGCGCGGUUUUUUAUGGCGACACAGAUGUAUAUUUUGAUAGCAAUUACAGGCGCAGUAUUGUAACCGCGGAGUGACCGCGACCACUGCACAUUCCAGGACCGCCCGACGGCUGUAAUGCGCGAGAACCCGAUUAAACGAUUUUAUAACAAA
Messenger RNA from Loxodonta africana (African savanna elephant), 3043 nucleotides. RefSeq names its product polypyrimidine tract binding protein 1 (gene PTBP1). The transcript is spliced from 15 exons. Gene Ontology annotation, biological process: mRNA processing; regulation of RNA splicing; regulation of cell differentiation. Gene Ontology annotation, molecular function: mRNA binding. The coding region runs from base 113 to 1786 and encodes 557 amino acids. NCBI's taxonomy places the organism in Eukaryota, Metazoa, Chordata, Mammalia, Proboscidea, Elephantidae. Gene Ontology annotation, cellular component: nucleus. The record is from RefSeq and is a predicted model, not a curated record.